UUGCGACAUGUUAGUGAAUAACAUUUGUGAGUCUUGGAAUGCCUCUAUAAUGGAAGCAAGGGACAAGCCUAUCAUUGAGUGCCUAGAAAUUAUAAGGAAAAUGAUUAUGGCUAAGUUGUUUGAGAAUAGACAGAAAGCUGCAGAAUGGAAGUCUUUGAUAUGUCCUAAGAUUGUCAGGAAGUUGAAGCAAAUAGAGAAGGCUGCAUCUGGUUACUUAGCAACACAAUGUGAUUUCUUCAAGUUUGAGGUUAGACACUUAUAUGGGGAUCAACAACAAGUUGACCUUGAAAGAAAACAAUGUUCUUGUAGGAGGUGGGAGCUGACAGGCAUUCCAUGCAAGCAUGCAAUAUGUGCUAUAUGGAAAAAAUUUGGGAAAGGUGGAGUGUUUGACUUUGUCCAUCCAUGCUACUCAAAAGAAACAUAUAUGAAGAUAUACAGUGCAAGUAUCAACCCAAUGGCAGGUCCUGCUGAGUGGCCUAGGUGUGAUACACCACCCUCAUUGCCACCCUUGUAUUCUGCCAAGGUUGGGAGGCCCAAAAAGUUAAGGACAAGAUCAGCUGCUGAGUUGACCCAAGAUGGAAAUAGAGUGUCAAGAAACCACAUUCAACUGCACUGUUCUGUAUGUAGGGAAGCUGGGCAUAAUGCUAGGAAGUGUCCAUCUAAUCCAAAUAAAAGUUGAAGCCAAAGAAGAGGGUCAUCUAUGCCACUCACCAAAUCCCCAUCAAUAUGCCUACAAGAGAGCACCAGAGUGGAUUAGGACAGCA
Messenger RNA from Ipomoea nil (Japanese morning glory), 764 nucleotides. RefSeq lists its product as uncharacterized. Gene Ontology annotation, molecular function: zinc ion binding; nucleic acid binding. NCBI's taxonomy places the organism in Eukaryota, Viridiplantae, Streptophyta, Magnoliopsida, Solanales, Convolvulaceae. The record is from RefSeq and is a predicted model, not a curated record. The transcript is spliced from 3 exons. Bases 8 to 679 code for a protein of 223 amino acids.